Molecule: messenger RNA, 2529 nt
Organism: Aspergillus campestris IBT 28561
Lineage: Eukaryota; Fungi; Ascomycota; Eurotiomycetes; Eurotiales; Aspergillaceae
Product: putative mucin family signaling protein Msb2
Exons: 1
Coding region: 1-2529 (842 amino acids)
Biological process (GO): establishment of cell polarity; hyperosmotic response; fungal-type cell wall organization
Cellular component (GO): cell surface; site of polarized growth; plasma membrane
Molecular function (GO): osmosensor activity
Source: RefSeq, a predicted model, not a curated record
AUGGUCGCGUCCGUCGCCUCUUUUCUCGCGGCCUUCUUGUCCGUGGGAGGUCUGGAGCUGGUCGCCGCCCAGCAAGCCCCGGACUCCCACGCCAUGAAGCGUCGGUUCGUCCCCAAACACAUGAAGCGAUAUAUCAACUACCAGAGAUCCGAGGAUGGAAAGCCGCUGGACGAUUUCCUGGAAAAGGCCGGCCUGGGCACCAAGACCACCGCCGCCAACCCACCGCCGCCCCCGCCCACCGAGACCACCCUCCCGGCCGUCGUCGUCACCCUGUCCAUCGACAAGGACGGCAAGACGCACACCAUCUCCGGUCCCCUGCCCGCGGGCGCCACCAUCGCCUCGGCCACCACCAAUGUGGUCACCAUCACCGGACCGGGGGCGGCCGCCGCCGCGCCCACGUCCCACAAAGACACCGUUCCGGCCCCGUCUGAGAAAGAAGCUGCCGCCAGCGAUUCCACGACGCACCACGCGCUGACGGCGAACAAGGAGGCCCCCGAUGCCCCGGCGGCCUCCUCGUCGUCCCCGGCCACCGAUUCCAAGGACAGCGGCUUUCUGGACGAUGUCAAGAGUUUCUUCGGCGUCAGCAGUUCCACUGACUCCACCGAGGCCAGCAGCACGACGUCGGAUUCCAAGCCCGCUCCCUCGUCCGAUUCCAAGGCUGCAGCCUCAUCCGACUCGAAGUCCGCUUCCUCGUCUGAUUCCAAGCACGCCCCCUCGGACGCGUCCAGUGCGUCCAUCACCCCCACCCCCGAGUCGACGGAGGGCAGUUUCCUGGACGACGUGAAGAGCUUCUUUGGCGACACCAGUUCGACGGACUCCGUCAGCGCUACCAGUUCUGCGUCCGACUCCAAAUCCGCCUCCUCGGCCGCGUCCGGUUCGUCGGUCACCCCGACCGCGUCGUCGACCGACGGGGGUCUCCUGGACGAUUUCAAGAGCUUCUUUGGCGACCCCAGCUCGACGGAUUCGCCGAGUUCCGGGACUCCUCCCGUGUUCCCACUGUCGUCGACGGCGGACGCGAGCACGACCAAGGCGUCAUCGACCUCGACCCCAGGGGCGUCGUCCUCCAAGAGCACGACCAAUCUGUUGGACGCGUUCACCGACCUGUUCAACCCUGACACGCCGGCUUCGUCGGCCACCCACGCGCCCUCGGCCAAUGCCUCGACCUCGGGCCUGUCGGCCACCCCCACCAGCGUCCCGCUGCCGUCCACCUCCUCCGGACUCUUCAACCUGCCGAGCGAGAUGAGCUCGCUGCUGGGAUGGACAUCGGGUUUGGAAUCGUCCGGUCCCCAGAGCACCCUCCCCCCCGGCGCCGCGACCUCGAGCGCUCUUUUCCCCGGUGCGUCCAGCGGGUCCACGGGAUCCGUGCCGUUUACCUUGAUCAAUCCGAGUGUUCCGACCACCACCCCCGGUGGUGCGUCCUCGACGGACGGUACAGGUGCGCAUGGAUCGACCACCGGGGGCUCGACCGCCCCUCCCACGGCCAAGCCCACGGGGAAGCCCACCAGCCCGGGGUCGCCGACGAGUGCCCCGUCCACCGCCCCGCCGACGCACCCGCCGUCGUCGACGAGCACGGAGACCCCGACCUCGACCUCCGAGACCACCUCGACCUCCACCCCGCCGCCGGAGACCACCGAAGCCCCGACGCCCACCCCCUCGAACCCCGAUGACUGGGUCGACAAUACCAUCAUCUUCGAGACCCAGACCCACGUGGUGCCAGACCCGGCGGCCACGCAGACCACCAGCGAGAGCACCAGCCAGCCGACUGCGCUCCCCGGAUCGAUCACGCCGCCGACAUUUGGCAACAUCCCGGAGAACUCGACCCUGAUCCAGCUGGGGUUCACGCGCGAGCUGUCGUACGACUUCGUGGCGACCCACACCAUGUCCUCGUCGCAGAUCUUCCGCUACAUCCCGCUGGGCCUGCAACACGCCCUGCGACUGGCGGCGGACCAGGUGGCCAUGUUCGCGAUCCAGCCGUACGGCAACGAAUCGCGCGAUGGCUACCUGACCACGCUCGCGAUGGCUUAUGUCCCCUGGGACCAGAUCGACACCCUGCGGAAGUACCUCCACAACCCCAUCUCCCCGCUCUACGAGCAGCCGUCGGAAUCCGAGAAGCGGCUGUUCUCAUUGAUCGACCCCUCCAUCCCCCUGCUGGUGAGCGGCGAACCCGCAGCCGGCGGCAGCAGCGGCGACCAGUCGGGUUCCAGCCACGGCGGCAGUGAUGGCUCCGAUGGCGAUGACUCCCAGACCGAUUCCGGGGAUGCCGGGGCGAGCUCCAGCUCCUCCACCAAGGCCAGCUCCGUGGGCAUCGGCUGUGGUGUGGUGGCAGGAGCCGCGGCCUACGGUGCGGGCAUGUUCUGGUUGGCGCGUCGCUACCGCAAGAAGCGCCAGUUGCACCAGCGCUCGAGUUCGACCGUGGACCAGCAGAGCGAGGCCCGUGGCGCGGCUGGACGUCUUUCGCCCAACAGCCAGGGUAGCCGGGGGCCGAUCAGUGCGCCGGUCAUGGCAGAGAAUUCACUGGGGUGGAACUAA